AUGGGUGCGCUCAAGUACAGCACAAACAACACCGUUGUCCCGCCCAGUGACUUGAACCAAAAGAUCCGUGUCUGCGUUCGAAAACGACCCAUGAACAAGAAGGAGAUGGAGCGGUCUGAAAAAGAUAUUGCUCCCCUCCUCAAUACCCGAAGUAUCCAGAUCAACGAACCAAAACUCAAGCUGGACCUCACUCGUUACAUCGAGCAACACACCUUUAUUUUUGAUGAUGUCUUUGACGCAAAUUCAAAGAACACAUCUGUCUAUGAACGCACCGCUUUCCCACUCGUCAAAUAUAUGUUUGAAGGUGGAAGAGCCACCUGUUUUGCCUAUGGACAGACUGGUUCUGGAAAGACAUUUACUAUGCUUGAUCCUAACCACGGAUUAUAUGUGCUUGCGGCCAAGGAUAUUUUUGCAUUGCUCAAGAAGCCAGAAAACGAACACCUUUCGGCCUGGAUCGGCCUUUACGAAAUUUACCAGGGUCAUAUUUACGACCUCUUGAACGAACGAAAGAAGAUUUAUGCACGCGAGGAUGCCAAACGCAACGUGAUCAUCUCCGGACUACGUGAGUACCCGAUCGACAACGUCGGCAACCUCAUCCAGGUGUUUGAGUUUGGAAGUAACGAACGCAGCACUGGAUCGACCGUCGCAAAUGACAGCUCUUCUCGUUCCCACGCUGUGCUUCAGAUUCUUCUCAAACCGAAAAAUAAUCGGAAAAAGAUCUAUGGUAAGUUAAGUUUCAUUGAUCUUGCUGGAUCAGAGCGAGGUGCCGACAGAGGAGAGACGGACAUCAAGACAAGAAUGGAAGGUGCCGAAAUCAAUAAGAGUCUGUUGGCUCUCAAAGAAUGUAUUCGUGCUUUGGAUCAAGAUAAACGACACACGCCCUUUAGACAGAGUCAGCUAACACAGGUGUUGAAAGACUCAUUUGUGGGAAAAUCUCGAACGUGUAUGAUUGCCACGAUUUCACCAGGUGGAUCAAACAGUGAACACACUCUCAACACACUCCGAUAUGCUGAUCGGUAA
Molecule: messenger RNA, 1020 nt
Organism: Phycomyces blakesleeanus NRRL 1555(-)
Lineage: Eukaryota; Fungi; Mucoromycota; Mucoromycetes; Mucorales; Phycomycetaceae
Exons: 5
Coding region: 1-1020 (339 amino acids)
Biological process (GO): microtubule-based movement
Molecular function (GO): microtubule binding; ATP binding; microtubule motor activity
Source: RefSeq, a predicted model, not a curated record